Musa acuminata subsp. malaccensis (wild Malaysian banana) is the source of this 1695-nucleotide messenger RNA. Its product is annotated as LOB domain-containing protein 25. NCBI's taxonomy places the organism in Eukaryota, Viridiplantae, Streptophyta, Magnoliopsida, Zingiberales, Musaceae. The record is from RefSeq and is a predicted model, not a curated record.
CAUUCUUCUUCUCGCACUAAAUACUUGGGUUUUCUCCCUCCACCUUGCCUUCCUUUUUGCUGCACCUUCCUCUCUCUCUCUCUCCCUCUCUCUCUCUCUCUCUCUCCAGCUAAGGGUUUGGUUAUGCCUCUCCACGCUUUUGCUUUGAUUUGCUCUCAGCUGAUAGGAGAAGUCUCAAAACUCUCAUUUUUGUAAUUUCGUUACUGCAGUUGCUUGGAUUCUGGAAAAACUGAUCAGAUCUGCUUCUGCUUCUGCCGCUGGAAAGAGGGCUCAGCCGAGGGCAAAAGAUACUGACUCCUCUGAGCAAAUCCCCCGCCAGAUCUCAGAGAGCAGCAUGCUUCAGGCUGCCACUAGAUUUUAGAGAUCUGAAGAGCUUGCAACAUGGAAAAAAAAAUUUGGUUCCGAUCAUUCUUCCUCGAACCCUAUCCCUAAUAUUGAACAUCAUGAGCAGGCCCUCGAGGGGCCAGCAGCCGUCCAUCGAUUGAAAUCAGAUCAAACUAGCAGAUUUUUCCCCAAAAAAGUAAAUGAAAAAAAGUAUAUACCGUUCUCGGUGUAUGCAGUCGGGUAAUGGCAUCAUCAAGUUCUUCCUCCAACUCUCCUUGUGCUGCCUGCAAGUUCUUGAGGAGGAAGUGCAUGCCGGGCUGCAUCUUUGCACCCUACUUUCCCCCGGAGGAGCCGCAGAAGUUUGCCAAUGUCCACAAGGUAUUUGGGGCCAGCAACGUGACCAAGCUCCUCAACGAGCUGCUCCCUCACCAGCGGGAGGACGCCGUCAACUCUCUGGCCUACGAGGCGGAAGCCCGGGUUAAGGACCCCGUCUACGGCUGCGUCGGCGCUAUCUCCGUGCUCCAACGCCAGGUCCAGAGGCUCCAGAAAGAGCUCGAUGCUGCCAAUGCCGAACUCCUCCGUUAUGCCUGCAACGAGAUCCCCAUGGGGUUAACCGUUCCGCCAACUAUGGCGUCGCCGAUGAUGGACUACCCAAGAAUCGAGUACUGCAGGAGGACUGGCAUUAAUGGAGGAAGUCCAUUAUGCCCGGCUCCUGCAUUGGCACUGCCCAGCCUUCCUCCGUGGUCUGGAAACGACUUUCCAGGAGAUCAUGAAAACAGCAAUCCUGUGGCGAUGCAGAUCACAGCAUGUGAACUCCAAAACGAUCACAAAGCAACCAACCUAAGCUCUUUACGGUAACUAUAGCAGUAUAUAUAUGUUGGUUUUUGAUCCUGAUUAUGUAUUGGAUUUAUGGCCAUGUCACGAUGCACAAUGAUUAGAGGGCACCGCCGUACCUUUGUUAGGGAACUUGCUACAUAUGUAAAUGCAGCCGUCAUCUUCUUCCGAAUAUUAUUAGGUGGCUGGAUUGGGUUUGGAUUUCGGGCGAGGGAAGUUGGCAGUGAAGCCGAGGAUCGUUCCCACAUGUUGAAUCACACUGUGUUCCCCAUCUCAGCAUAUGAAGGACGACAAAGGUGACAUCCCUCGUAAUGGUAAAAAUCAUUCUCGAUUAUCAUACGAAUUUUAUGAUAUAUUGCUUGGUCUCAUUUCUGAAACAUCUUCUUGUCGAUCGGUCAUGUUAUGCUACGCACGCAUAGGAUUCAUUCAUGUGCACGACGAGUCUGGUGUGUGCCUUUGUCGAGUAUGAAUGAAAUAGGAUUUUGAAUUGUGAUUAUGGGGCAUAACAUAUAGGCCGUGCCUCCUUUUUCCCUCGAC